AUGACUGAGUUUGAAUACGAGGUCGAGAAGCAGCAAUUCCUGGCUCCUCAACUACGACAUCAUCACAUCGCUGUCGCACUUUGUGGCAGAAAUGCAUCAGAGACUAAAUCUCCUUCCAUCUUCCAGAUCGUAGCCAUACACAUAAAAGCGCCGAAAAAAGCAGGCGGCUUCAGCAUUCACAGUUACGAUCUGAACAUCAAAGCCAUUGGCAACACUGUCGACAACGUUGAAAGGAAGAAGAAGAAAUCUGGAGGAUCGAGACCCAUAGACAAACCCCUGAAUACGACUUCAUCUAGUAAAAAUAGUUCACGGGACAAAAGGGAAGUUAAAAAUUUAGAACUAACUUCUGAAGAGCUGAUAUAUUUUUCAAGUGAACGUGAAAAAAGUGAAAGAUUUAUAGAUCAAGAAAGUAACAUUUCGAUUGACAAAACGCUAGACGCAGAAUUUAUCAACGCCUGGGCUUUUACCGAGAAACCUAAUAAUCAAGAAAAAAGUAGAAUUGCCGAGAGCACUUACUGUCGUUUGAACAGUUCGUACAUGCCUACUUUAGAUUAG
Molecule: messenger RNA, 555 nt
Organism: Helobdella robusta
Lineage: Eukaryota; Metazoa; Annelida; Clitellata; Rhynchobdellida; Glossiphoniidae
Exons: 5
Coding region: 1-555 (184 amino acids)
Source: RefSeq, a predicted model, not a curated record